ACCCAAAGAUGGCGGCUUUCAGAGCUCCGUAACACACAACAGCGCAGUAAAAGCCGAACAGAGCCGAAUAAAACCGUGUUCUGGCUGUGGGAACGUAUGAGGAGCGGGACGAGAGGGAGCCGAGCCGAGCGGAGUCGCCGCCACUGAAGGCGGACUCUCGGUUUUCCGGGCGGUCGGAGGAGCCGGUGUGAGCAGGAUGGCCACCGACAACAGGAUCAAUUUUUGGAAGCGAAACCUAAAGGUUCCCGGCAGUGUACAACCGGUUUAUGGAGCACAGCAUCCACCGCUCGACCCACGGUUGCGGCGCACGCAUCCCAAAGACACAAAGGCCAAGUUCAAUAAUCUCAAGUCUAAAAAGGCUUCUAGUUUCCACGAGUUUGCUCGCAGCACAAACGAUGCCUGGGAUAUUGAUGAUGAAGUCGAUGAUGAUUUCCUCGGGAACCCCACUUCAUCACAACCAUCAGAUCAUAUCUCUGAGUCCACACACAACCAGCAGCAUCUGAAUCAGACUGGUGAGCGUGAAAGUGGUACAGAAUCCAGAUUGACACUUCCCUUUUUAGAAGAUCCAGCCCUCCAGGACAUGCAAGAGGUCACAGAGUGCAUGCAUGUCAAUGGAAAGUUUGUCAAGUCCAGUAGUGAGGCCAACCUCAGCACAUCCUCAGUUCUCAGUACCCUGCAAAAGCAGCAAUCACUCCCAGCACGUCCCGUCAUCCCACUGGUGGCACGCAUCUCAGACCAGAAUGUAUCGGGCGCACCACCCAUGACGGUGCGGGAGAAGACCCGGUUGGACAAAUUCAAACAGCUGCUUGCUAGUCCCAGCACUGAUUUAGCGGAACUCCGGAAGCACAGUUGGUCGGGCAUACCAAGAGAGGUCCGACCAAUCACAUGGAGACUUCUCUCUGGUUACCUGCCGGCCAACAAGGAGCGUAGAGAGUUGGUGCUGAAGAGAAAGCGAGAAGAAUACUUUGGCUUCAUAGUCCAGUAUUAUCACUCUAGAACAGAUGAACACUAUAAAGACACAUACAGACAAAUCCACAUUGAUAUUCCAAGGACCAACCCUCUCAUUCCAUUGUUCCAGCAACCAGCAGUGCAAGAGGUAUUUGAACGUAUUCUGUUUAUCUGGGCUAUCCGCCACCCAGCUAGCGGCUACGUUCAGGGAAUAAACGACCUGGUCACCCCCUUUUUUGUGGUCUUCCUUUCAGAAUUUGUCGUGGAGGAUGUGGAGAACUUUGAGGUGGCCACUCUGCCCCUGGAUACCCAGAGAAACAUCGAGGCUGACAGCUUCUGGUGUAUGAGCAAGCUGCUGGACGGAAUACAGGACAACUACACCUUUGCUCAGCCUGGAAUCCAGAAUAAAGUGAAAGCGUUAGAGGAGCUGAUCAGCAGGAUAGAUGAGGACAUCCACAAUCAUUUCAAGAAGUAUGAAGUGGAGUACCUGCAGUUUGCUUUCCGGUGGAUGAACAAUCUGUUGAUGAGAGAACUCCCACUUCGGUGCACAAUCCGUCUGUGGGACACUUAUCAGGCUGAAGCAGAGGGCUUCUCUCACUUCCACCUGUAUGUCUGUGCUGCUUUCCUCAUUGAGUGGCGCAAAGAAAUUCUCUCCAUGGUCGACUUUCAGAGUCUUCUCAUGCUACUACAGAACCUUCCUACAAUCCACUGGGGUAAUGAAGAGGUGGGUCUUCUCUUGGCUGAAGCUUAUCGAUUGAAAUAUACUUUUGCAGAUGCACCCAGCCACUACAAGAGAUAGGCUUUAUGCUAACACGACACAGAAAAGCCAGAACUUUUACCAUUUAAGACGAACUCCACUGUGACUGGAUGGACACAGUAUUUGGGAUUCUCUGGACUACAGUAAAGCCUCUUCCUCUAAGGUAACCAGGAAAGACUAAAUAGCGGUGUCUGCCCAAAGAUACCGUACACAUUGUAGACUUCAAAGAAGAAAUUUAACUGCAGCUCUCUAGUUUUGUCCAGUUUUACCUUGAGAAAACUUUGCGUUUGCUGUGUGAAGUUCCAGAAGAGUACCUGAGUAAAGCCUCCAAACCUUGUGACAAGUCCAAAAAACAUUCACCUGUUACAGUGUAAUCUGAGACAGUUUGUGUCUUCUGUGCAACCACAGGACUCAAUCAAAAUGGACAGUUACGGUCAGUGGACUGUACUGUGUUAGCGGACUCUUCAAGUAUAAACAGCCACACCGGGGACUUGUUUUAUUUAUAUACUUGUCAAUCAUGCAGCAUUGAAUGUCAUGUUGUAUAAAGGGGUGAUGAAUGUUUGUGAGAUCAUCUUUUUUUGUCAAAAAUGGUUGAGAGAGACUAUACGUGUACAUAUAUUUUUGCAGAUUUGUUAUAGUUAUUUUAAAGGGAAAAAAACUUUCAAGUGUGAAUCUGGUGUCUACAGUGUUUUGUUAUGUUCUGCUGUGAAACCUAAAGUCUUAAUUUUCAGUUUAGUAUUACACUUUUAAACUGUCACCAUUAAGACCCAGUUCAGGUUUCCCACUUAAAAUAAAAGACGUGCACACACACACACACACACACAUACUGUGUGGUUUUGACAAAAAAAAAAAAAAAAAACUUGUCUGUGGUAACAAAAAUCUUCAGCCCCAAAUGUUGCUGAGCUGAUCCACAGGAUCAGAGACGACCCCUCAGCUUUAGAGCUUUUAUCACUAUCAGACAUUUAAUCAAAUAAUCUUAAUGUUUUCUCUUGUGCUGCACGACCUUCCUGCCCAGUUACUAAUACCUUGAAUAUUCCAGAAAAUGGUGAAUAAAUUGCCAUUAUAAUUUCAGAAGUGAA
Molecule: messenger RNA, 2784 nt
Organism: Thalassophryne amazonica
Lineage: Eukaryota; Metazoa; Chordata; Actinopteri; Batrachoidiformes; Batrachoididae
Gene: tbc1d22b
Product: TBC1 domain family, member 22B
Exons: 14
Coding region: 197-1747 (516 amino acids)
Biological process (GO): activation of GTPase activity
Molecular function (GO): GTPase activator activity
Source: RefSeq, a predicted model, not a curated record